AUGCCUAUCGCCAGCGUUAUUUUCAACGGCAAGCAAAGCGUAUGGCUGAAAAUAAGAAAAAGGAGACUGGUACGUCUUCAUGACGGGCUUGUUCCAAAGACUGAGUGCUCUCAACCGUUGAUCCUUGUCAUGCAUGUUUUCUCUUACGAGUACCGUAGAAAAUCUCAGUGGAAGGAUAUGUGUAGUAUUGUUGAGCCAAACAAGUUCUACAGCCUCGAAAACUGCCUUUGCAGCAAUUAUGGAAUCUUACAAUUAAACCCCAAUUUAUCUUCGUUAAUGUCGUUGCAUGUGGGACCCUCGGCCUGCACGUUGAAUCGCAUCGUGUGCAUGUCAGGUAAACCUGAUACCCAAGUUCUCACCCGGCCGUGUUAG
Molecule: messenger RNA, 372 nt
Organism: Chondrus crispus (carragheen)
Lineage: Eukaryota; Rhodophyta; Florideophyceae; Gigartinales; Gigartinaceae
Exons: 1
Coding region: 1-372 (123 amino acids)
Source: RefSeq, a predicted model, not a curated record